Molecule: messenger RNA, 1353 nt
Organism: Eleginops maclovinus (Patagonian blennie)
Lineage: Eukaryota; Metazoa; Chordata; Actinopteri; Perciformes; Eleginopidae
Gene: onecutl
Product: one cut domain, family member, like
Exons: 2
Coding region: 1-1353 (450 amino acids)
Biological process (GO): regulation of transcription by RNA polymerase II
Cellular component (GO): nucleus
Molecular function (GO): DNA-binding transcription factor activity, RNA polymerase II-specific; RNA polymerase II cis-regulatory region sequence-specific DNA binding
Source: RefSeq, a predicted model, not a curated record
AUGGAUGGGGGUCUAGGGGAGAUGUCCCUCCACUCGGAUCUGGCUCAGGACGGCAGGGCCAUGCUGCACUCACGGGACCUCUCAGCUGCUUUCCCCAGGCCCUCCCUAGGGGGCCCCUCCAUGUCUCUGGAGCCUGAGCCCCGUCCGCCGGGCUUUGACCACUCCAUGUCGGCCCUGGGAUACAGCGGUGACUCCCCGUCCAGCUCUGGAAGCACCUACACCACGCUGACCCCCCUGCAGCCCUUCGACGACAAGUUCCACCACCACCAUCACCACCACCACCCCUGCCUGCCGGUCAGCAAUGUCAUCGGCAGCUUCACCCUGAUGCGCGAGGACCGGGGCCUCAGUACCAACUUCUACAACCCCUAUGGCAAAGACCUGGCCAUGUCCCAGAGCCUGUCCCCACCCACCACGGGUUCAGGCCUGGCCACCUCCAUGCACGGGUACGGCAGCCUGGGCAACAGCCCCAAUGGAAACGGCGGGCAGAUGCUGCACGCCGGAUACGACGUCCACGGGGGCAGCCUCUUCUGCCGGACGUCAGAUUUCGGGCGUGAAAUGUCGCCGCCGGGUCUGGGCGGAGGUGACGUGUCGGUGGGGCAUCAGCUGAACAAGAUGGAGGCUCACCAGCACGCCCAGAGCCACCACCCGCACAUCUACAGCCAGCACUACCAGCCCCACCAUCACCCGAGCCAGCAGGCCUCCAAGAUGGGCGAGCACCUGCACUCCACGUCCUCCGCCCUGUCCUCGCCCAACGAGAGCAUGAUGGGGGGCUCGCAGGGCGGCGGAGGCGGCGGCGGCGGCGGCGAGGAGAUCAACACCCGGGACGUGGCCCAGAGGAUCAUCACCGAGCUGAAGAGGUACAGCAUCCCCCAGGCCAUCUUCGCCGAGAGGGUUCUGUGCAGGUCACAGGGCACGCUGUCCGACCUCCUGAGGAACCCCAAGCCCUGGGGCAAGCUCAAGUCCGGCCGGGAGACCUUUAAGAGGAUGUCCCGCUGGCUGCAGGAGCCCGAGUUUCAAAGGAUGGCUUCGCUCCGGCUGGAGGCCUGCAAGCGGAAGGAGCAGGAGCAGAGCAAGCUGGAGCGAAACCAGGGCCCGAAGCGCACCAGGCUGGUGUUCACGGACCUGCAGCGGCGUACCCUGUUGGCCAUCUUCAGGGAGAACCACCGCCCGACCAAAGAGCUGCAGAUCACCAUCUCCCAGCAGCUGGGCCUGGAGCUGUCGACCGUCAGCAACUUCUUCAUGAACGCCCGCCGACGCAACGUCAACAAGUGGGCAGAAGAGGGCCGUCCCUCCUCCACGGGUUCCUCGGGCUCCAGCGUCUCCUCCUCCGCAGUGUCCUGCAGCACGGCAUGA